AUGGACGAGCAGCAAAAGGCCGAAAAGACCCGUGCCGGGGCAGGUCUUCCCCCGAAACCUCGCAACCCGGCUCUCAAAAUGCUCGGCCUCCCUGCGCUACCCAAGAAGCUCCCCUCACGGAACUGGAUGAUUUUCUGGGCCAUCACAGGCGCCUUCACCACGGCUAUCGUCUACGACAAGCGCGAGAAGAACCGCGCGACCGCGAAAUGGCGCCGCGCCGUCGAGCCCUUGUCCCGCGAGCUGAUCGGCCCUGCCAACGCCCUGCCCCGAAAACUCACCGUCUAUCUGGAGGCACCGCCCGGCGAUGGGCUGCGCGUCGCUCAGGACCAUUUCAUCGAAUAUGUGAAGCCGGUGCUGUCGGCGUCCGGGCUGGACUGGGAGUUUGUCCAGGGGAGGCAGCAGGGCGACGUACGGGCGGCAGUGGCAGAAAAGAUUCGGCGGUCGAGAAUGGCCGAUGAGCGUCCGGGCGAGGAGAUCCCCAAGACGGACGAUUCCAUCGUCGAGGACAUGCGGAAGAAGAUGGGCCUCAGGGAGUAUGAGGGCGUCAAGGGUGAUAUUGUCAUCGGGCGCCAUGCCUGGAAGGAGUAUAUGCGCGGUCUGCACGAGGGCUGGCUCGGUCCUCUGGACGCGCCGCCUCUGCCGGAACCAGAGCCCACCGUAGACACAAAGCCCGACUCCGAGGCUCCUCCAGCCGAUGACGGGGCCGCCGAGAGCAAACCCGAAGAGAAAAAGGAGGAACAAAAGAAGGAAGACAAGCCGUCCCGGCCGCCGCAGCCCCGCCCGCACAACACCACAGACGACUACGACUCCGUCUCUCUCCCCGUCCACAUGCCGUCCGAAUUCUCCCCCUCGGCUACCAUCCCAUUCCCCCAUCGCCUUGGCUUCACCCAGACAUUCGUCCGCCUCGGCCGCUUCCUCAAUCGCCGCAAGCUCGCCGACGACAUCGGCCAGCAGGUAGCGGCUGUCUGUUUCGCCGCCGCCCGCGACUACCGCGAGGCCGACGGCCAGUACGAGCAGCAGCUCCUCCUGGAACAAGAAGAGCGGGACUGGCCCAAGAGCACAUGGAAGGAAGAGGAGCCCGCCACGGAAGAGGACAAGAAAAAGGUUGCUUCCGAACCCAAAAAGGAGAGAAUCUGGGCGAGCCCCAUGGUCAUCGAUGCGCGAAUCGCGCAGCGCAUGAGGCGCUUCGAGAUCCAGCCCCAAGACGAGGAGCGCGCGGCCAAGAUUAUCGUGCCGGAGGAGGAGGUCGAGGGCUGGAUCAAGGGCAGCCUGAGGAGCCUCUGGAGAUGGGGGGCUCGCUCGUGGGAUGAAAAGCCCAAGGGUCCCAACGUCGGCAACUUGGACGAUGACUAG
Messenger RNA from Metarhizium brunneum ARSEF 3297, 1353 nucleotides. RefSeq names its product Mitochondrial import inner membrane translocase subunit tim54 (gene tim54). Lineage: Eukaryota; Fungi; Ascomycota; Sordariomycetes; Hypocreales; Clavicipitaceae. The record is from RefSeq and is a predicted model, not a curated record.